Leptopilina heterotoma is the source of this 2049-nucleotide messenger RNA. RefSeq names its product sodium/potassium-transporting ATPase subunit beta-1-interacting protein (gene NKAIN). The record is from RefSeq and is a predicted model, not a curated record. Gene Ontology annotation, biological process: regulation of sodium ion transport. The transcript has 6 exons. NCBI's taxonomy places the organism in Eukaryota, Metazoa, Arthropoda, Insecta, Hymenoptera, Figitidae. The coding region runs from base 246 to 1478 and encodes 410 amino acids.
UAGUAGUAGUAGUAGUAAGAGGCAUCAUUUAUGGAACCAUGAUGCCAGGUUGCAUUCAAGCACCCACGAAAAGCGUAACAACAAGUUAACAAGUGCAGUGUGUUAAGAAAAAAUGGCGAUGCAUCGGAACGCGGUAGACUAAAAAUACGAUGCAGUGUGUUAGUGAAAAAAUUGUUAACCUCAAAAUUUCGAGAAUAUAAUUCUUGGGGCCUCGUAGAAGAGCAUCAUCUUUUUGUCCAAAUGACAUGGGAAUUUGCAGCAGAAGAUAUUUUCUAUUGACAUUAUGCAUUCUACAACUUAUCACUACCAUCGAGCGACAAGUCUUCGACUUUCUGGGAUUUAUGUGGAUCCCGAUACUGGUCAAUUUUUUCAACUUGAUUUUCGUGAUUCUCGGAUUUUUCGGAGCCUUUCAAUAUCGUCCUAAAUACAUUAUAUCGUACUGUAUUUGGAAUAUUCUUUGGCUGGGAUGGAACAUAUUUGUAAUUUGUUUCUACGUCAGUGCUGGUGUUUUAGAUAAGAAAAGUGAUUUACUGAAUUUUGGUACUGGCAGCUUUUCCUGGUGGCUGGCUAAUGGACCAGGAUGUAAACCAAUUUAUGACAAUAUUGAACCAGAAUUUUUUCGACCAGCACGACCCACCAAUGUCACUGGUUGUAUAUUAGAAUAUGAAGUAAUCGAAAUUUUACACGCGUCCAUUCAGUGUAUCUUGGCUGUCAUAGCAGUCGUGGGUGGAAUAUGUCUCAGCCGCGUUUUUCUCGAAGAAGACGAUAGCUUUGACUUUGUCGGAGGCGGUGACUUUGGUUUGGCCGGACACACGGCAUUACAUCCAAUGUACGUUAGCUACUCGGCACUACCACCGCCUGUCUACUCCCAUAAAAAUUCCAAUCAAAACUUCUCAACCGGCACAACUAGUUCACAUCAAUCGACUUUCCCGAAACCCAAUGAAAAGCUCAUUAAUAGUAUAGGUCGCGGUCGAAAUCACAAUAACAACAGCAACAACAAUAAUAAUAAUAAUAAUUUAUUCAAAAAUGACAAUACAAUUCGCAGUAAUCGAAGUAAUCAAAAUCAAAAUCUCGAAUAUAUUGAUUAUUCGAAUGAUUAUUCAAAUCCAUUUGAUCAUUUACAAAGACCCGUGUCACCGAUAAAUGAAUAUGAUUCAUUGGAGGAUGGCGGUAGUAGUAGUAGUAAAUUUAAAAAAAAUCAUCGAUCACAUCACUAUAAUUCCUCGUCAAGAUAUAGUCCAGUGAUUGCUCAAAAAUCAAAAUCAAAUCGAAAUAAUACGAGCAAACAGAAUAAAGUUCCUAUUAAUAAGCCGCGUAUUUUCACUGAUUACAUACGUGAACAGCCUUUAAGAUCGUUUUAUUCUGAUCCAAGACUGGCUGUUGAACAGCAACAGCAGCACAGCUUAACUAGACGUGAGGGUGCUAACAGGAGUAAGAGAGACAGUCGACCUCUUUCCAUGUUUGCCACAAAUUUUUGAGAAAAAGAAAAGAAAAGAAAUACGUUUUCUAUAUAUUACAAUAAUUAUAUUUAUACAUCGCUUAUAUUUUUAGACCUAUUAUUAUUAUUAUUGUUAUAAACAAAGACUUAAUACAAGAUUUUUAUCGAACUGACAAAAAAAAACACUGUAAAUAAUACUGUUGACGGAAUAUUUUUUUAUGUUUCUUUACCUAGCUUUUUUUUGUUCAUUUGAGUCGGGAAUAUUUUGUGCUUAAUUUAGAGAAAAAAACUUGUCUUCGAAUUUUUUGUUUCUAUUUCCUACUCUUGCCAAAUAUUUAUAGAUUUUCAACAUGUCUUUCCCUAUCGUAUGUUUUCCUGUAUAUUUAUAUAUAAUAUUGAAAGGAUGCAGGAAUAUUUUCUUAAAUUGAAUAAUUCAAAUUAUUUUUCUUUAAUUUUAAUUGAGAGUGGAUUUUUUGUUUAGAUUAUGUUCGUGGAAUUUCCAUUUCGCAUGAAAAUAUAAAGGAAAUAAACAGCGAAUUAUAAUUUUAUAAAAAUUACAAUAAGCGAUUUUCUUAUAUUUCGCAUUUUUUUCGAAUGAAAAUUUAAUUGUU